AUGGCAUCUACAUGUCCUUUCGAAACUAAAAAUACGAUGAAAGCAACUUCCAUUAGCGACAAUGAGUGGGACAAGAUUAUUCCAAUCUCACCUCAGUUAAAGUCCGUUAAAUAUGGAAAUAAUAGACAACUUAUAUUGAUGUCAUAUAUUAGUUUCUAUCAUCUCAUUGCUGUCGGUCUUUUCGCUUCCCUAUUUUUGCCAACAAUCAUCACUGGUGUUCUUUCACUUAUUUUUCUUAUAUAUCCGCUGGUUAAGCAGAUUUUACGCUGUUACAAUUAUUUACCAACACCAUAUGAAAAAGAAGUCAUUCGUACAACAGUUACUGCACGAUGUGACGGAGACUUUGUCGUUUUUCUCAUAGGUUCUCGGCCAAAUGGACCAAAUCCUUUAGCAACAUCAUUCAAAAAUGUAGGCACAGCAUUUCAAAGUAUGGUCGCAGAAUUAGAAGCGGAUCCUACAUUAGGUUAUAUGGGAGGUGAUAUGUAUGUUGGAAUGAACCCUCGAAAAAGUUCAUUUUUGCAUGUACAAUAUUGGCGCAGUUAUGAAGCUCUUCAAAAAUGGACACAUACUCGAUUGAGUCUUCAUGUCAAAGUAAUGAUGGACUAUAGAAAGAAGGAGCAAUAUGAAGGUACGUAUGGCAUAUGGCAUGAAACAUAUAAAGUGAGAGAUGGAGAAUAUGAAACAAUAUAUGGUAAUAUGCCUCCGAUAGGUCUUGCAUUAGCAACACAAGCCGUUGAAGAUACAAAAUUAAAUAAUGGUCCAGGAAGAAUGGAACGACGAAAGAAGGAGAAAGAAGUUGAGAACAAUAUGAAUACUUCUACAAAAUAA
Adineta steineri is the source of this 828-nucleotide messenger RNA. The record is from the annotation of a GenBank genome assembly. NCBI's taxonomy places the organism in Eukaryota, Metazoa, Rotifera, Eurotatoria, Adinetida, Adinetidae.